AAUUCUGCAAGUGGUUCUAAUUUACUAUCGCUGUUCUCUAGCUGGUCUAAAACCACUUUUGACCUAAAGGGAAGCUUUUUGGACGCCAUGGACGUUUCUCAGUUUCCAGGCAGAAAGAACAGUAAAAAUGCAGGCAGGGCACAGGACAAAGCACUAGGGACAAAAUGUAUGUGAAAUGCUUUGAUACAUGAAUGUCACUUUUUGUCAUUUUCAAAUUUCCCGCCAUUCUGUCCCCCAUACGUCCCAACGCUCGCAGGGGACGGAACCAAGCUGACAGAUGCCGGCAUCCACCGGAUUACGUUGUCGGGGACACUGCAGGAGGGACAU
Messenger RNA from Staurois parvus, 327 nucleotides. Lineage: Eukaryota; Metazoa; Chordata; Amphibia; Anura; Ranidae. The record is from the annotation of a GenBank genome assembly.